UUCAAUUUUACAAAAGCAUUUCAUAAUGUUAUCUACAAUCCGAGCAGAGACAAAUUUGACAAUCUUUCCAGCACUGAAUCUGGUGAACCGUCUGAAGUUCCGGAAAACCGCAAGCCCUAUCGAUGUGCUGGAAGUAAUGGCAUCACUUGCACCAACUAUAAACUACACUGUGCCCUUUCUGAAGUUCAAUGUAUGCAUAUUUUUCCCAGACGGAUACUUCACAACUGUCUUUACAGAUUUAGGGGUAUGCCAUCAGUUUAACGGAAUCCACCAAUCGGAGUUAUUGCGUUAUCCAAGUUUUGAAAACUUUACAUUCGCGGGUGAGGUGCAAAAGAAGUCAACCUGGAGUUUGUCUGAAGGCUACGCCAAAAACACUGACGAGGAGACUGUAUACCCUCAACGAGCUCGAAUUUCUGGUAAGAAAGGUGGCAUAUUCCUGGCUAUACAAGGUCUUCUCGCUGACAUUGAUUAUCUAUGCCGAGGAGCGGUAGAAGGAUUCAGUUUGCAGCUGUUAGCACCUGAUGAGUUCCCUGCUGCUCACAAGCAAUAUAUUCGAGGUUCAUUCGGUAAAGAUGUUGGCAUGAUAAUCAAACCGAGCCUAAUAACAACUUCGGAUAACCUCAGAGACUCGCCAUGGCAAAGUCGGCAUUGCUUCUUCGCCGAUGAACGCUAUCUCCGGUUCUUCAAAACAUACUCUCAAGAUAAAUGCGCUUUCGAGUGUUUGACCAAUUAUACCUACGCAAAAUGCAAUUGUGUGAAAUUUUCAAUGCCACACACCAAAGAUAUGCCCAUCUGUCAAGCGGCUGAUAUACCAUGCUAUUACCAAGCUGAGGAUGAUCUGUUGCGAAAUGAAUUUGAGUUUGAACUGUCAGGAAAGUCGAAGGACUUCACAAGCUGCAACUGUCUACCAGCGUGCACAUCCUUAAAAUACGAGGUGGAAAUUGGUGAGACCAAACUUUAUUACGAGGAAUUACUUCGUGCAUUAAGGGACACAGAUUACAUGAUCGAAAAUUCAGGACUCCAAAUGGGCCGCUUUUCAAUUUACUUCAGACAUCAAAAUUUUAUUGGAAUACAACGUUCCAUGCUUUAUAGCACAACAGAUUUCCUAGCUUCCUGCGGUGGCCUUCUGGGUUUGUUUUUAGGCAUGACUGUUCUAAGCUUUGUGGAGAUAUUUUACUUUUUUACGAUGCGACUUAUAGCAAACCUAAGGUUGCGAUGGAAGAGCCCCGAAUUUAAACUCUAUAUCGAAUAA
Messenger RNA from Hermetia illucens (black soldier fly), 1252 nucleotides. RefSeq names its product pickpocket protein 28-like. The transcript has 7 exons. Gene Ontology annotation, biological process: sodium ion transmembrane transport. Gene Ontology annotation, cellular component: membrane. The record is from RefSeq and is a predicted model, not a curated record. Bases 26 to 1252 code for a protein of 408 amino acids. NCBI's taxonomy places the organism in Eukaryota, Metazoa, Arthropoda, Insecta, Diptera, Stratiomyidae. Gene Ontology annotation, molecular function: ligand-gated sodium channel activity.